Molecule: messenger RNA, 2225 nt
Organism: Mytilus californianus (California mussel)
Lineage: Eukaryota; Metazoa; Mollusca; Bivalvia; Mytilida; Mytilidae
Exons: 2
Coding region: 203-1525 (440 amino acids)
Source: RefSeq, a predicted model, not a curated record
UUAAAAUACGAUUUAUAUAUGCCAUGGACAUAAUAAAUUAUCAAAAAGGAUCAUUCUGAGCGCAUGCCAAUGUGUAUUUAAUCUAAAAUAGAUAACAUAUUGGAAUGUCUCGGACUAGUUGUGGAGCUCAUAGUACAAAUUGCUAUAAAAAAUUAAUGUGAUUAUAGAGGAAAUUAUUAGCAGGAUUUUAGUAGUGCCAAAGAUGUUGCGGGUGUGCAACUCGACACAUGAACCUCUACAUACCCCACGAACGCCUAAAUCUCCAAAUGCGGAAGUCAUACGUAAACAGAUAGUAGGCAUGAUUCACGAAGAACCAGGCAAGGAAAAUGAUAAACCUUUGAAAAACCAAAAUCCAUUGAUAUACCAAAUAAAACGGAAGGGUAGCACGGGAACUAUGUUGAAACCUAGUGAUAAAAAUGAACGGCAAUUAGAGAGAAUUAAACGAUCUCAUCUCAAGUUUAUAAGAGAAGCAAACAGUAGUAGGAGUAAGGAAUUUCCAUCAAUUGAAAACUAUGUCUUGCAUGGGGAAUCAAAAGAUCCUAGCUACUUUGCAGACAUUGGUGACCCUGCUAAGCGUCACUGGAGUCUUCCCGGGGAUCUAAAACAAGAAAUAAAAGUUAAAAACGUUAGAUUUCAUAUACAAGAGGAACCAAAAAAGAGUAAAAUGCAAGAGGACUAUGAACCUAAGGAAAGAGAACAUGCUCAAAUAAGUUGUGAAGUGCGUGGUAGUGCUAUUCAAUCAAACGAAAAGCCUGGAAGAAUGAGCAAACCGAGUCUGAGGCAUCGGCGAACCGAGGCAGCAAAACGACAAGCAACAAUUCAUACAUCCCUUCAAUUGUUUAAAAGACGAUUGAAAUUAAAUCAUGAAACAACAUAUAUAACACCAUCAGUAAACACAAACCAUGAUAAUGAUUAUAUCAUAAGACGAGUCCCCAUUAAAAAUAGUCUGAACGCAAAUAUUGCGGUGCCACGUGCUGCCUCGGCACCCAAACCAGUCAUUGAACCGAGAUUAACCGUAAAUACUACUCAAAGACCUAAAAGUUCAUUUACACCUUGUUUAAACGCACAAAAGACAUUUUUGAAAGCUAGACCACAAAGUAGUCCAGAUCGCUAUCCAAAUGAAGGUCAUCUUUUGCGACCUCGGUUGCAUGAAAAUUUGCAUAAUACUGAGAUGAACUUCUAUCAAGAGGAUGAAGAACAGGAACCGGAAACUGUAGCAAAUGUUGUAAAUACUUAUUUCGUAGAACAAGGCAAACCUAAACCAAAGGAAAUUUAUCAGUCUUCUCUUAGUGCGCAUAAUCUCGAUGUUCAUAAUUCCCUAACAUCAUGCCCUGACGCAAGAAUGAAACAUGUGAACAGUAACCAUCAUUUUGAUAAUCGUUUCAUGAGAUGGCUUGAAGAAUCGUCAGCAAAUUCUGAAGAGGCUCGCCGAGCAGCAAUGCGGUCACAUCCGGAACCAAUACAUUCACCGGAAGCACCAAAAUAUCCAUUACUUCCCCCAGAUCAUGAUGAUACCGAACUAUAAUUGAAAAAUUUAUAUUGAUACUUAUUGAACGGAUUAGGGAAUAAAUUGCAAUACUGGAGAAAUUGACCAUUCCGCUCUUAUUACAGUUAAGUUGUUUCACAUUGUACACAUAAGUCUGAGUACUUUACAUAGUACAUGCGUAAUAGAAUUAUUUGGUUCCCAUUAGUAUUAAGAAAAGAAAUCUAAUUAGACAUGUUAGUAGAAAUAUUUGUUAAAAGCACCAACUUAGAUUUAUAGUAUAUAUGACUCUAUAUGAGGGUUUAUUUCAAAUAUUAAAGAAACACAUGGUUUUACAAUUUGCAACGCAAAAGGAAUUGUCGCUUUUAAAUCGAGGGGAUAUUUAGUUUAUUAGGCUGGAGUAACUAUGUUACAUAAAUAUUAUAAUGCAAACAUUUGAGUCCUAAUUGGUACAUGAACAUUAAUGUAUAAUGAAAAAUAUAGAUAGUUCUUUCCACGGAUAGCAUUGUACACUCGCGAGAUUGAGUUUUCCUCUUUUGUUUAAAUGAAACAAAAAAGGAAAGUUCAUAAUUAAAGGUUGCUUUAUUCAAAAGACAAAAACUUAGUUUGCGAUUAUUCUAAUUCCUUCUAUUUCUAUAUUAAUGUUGAAUUAUGUAUAAAAUGUAAUUAAUAAUGGUGUUUUAUUGCAUUUUGACUAAUUUCAUGUAUGUUGUGUACGUUUAACUAUAUGUUUUAAAAUACA